This is a messenger RNA of Paramecium pentaurelia, 3199 nucleotides long. NCBI's taxonomy places the organism in Eukaryota, Ciliophora, Oligohymenophorea, Peniculida, Parameciidae. The record is from the annotation of a GenBank genome assembly.
AUGGAUAAGGCAAAAAUCAACUAUCUUUUAGAAGGGGAAAUCCUAGUCAAAGGCAAGACUUUUGGUCUUUGGCAACCUAAAAAAUACAUCAUAGAUCAAGAACUGAGAAUUUUUUCAAUAAAAAGUUCAAAAUAAAAUAAAAAUUACCAUCUUGCAAAUUAUUAAGUAUAUUAUAUUCUCAUUAUUAAUAGAUAGCAAAUGUCGAAAGAAAGAAUAAUAGAUUUUAAUUUGAAUUAAUUUCUACUAUUGGUGAAAAGAAUAUAUUAAUGGGAUCAGAUAAUGAGAAAUUUGCUAAUGAGCUUAUGUUGUUCUUAAAAAAAAUGUGCGGAUAAUAAUUACGAACUUAAAGUUUAUUCGAACCUAGUUUAUCUUCUAAAUCAAAUUGUAUUAUAAAUUUUAUUAAACUGCAGCAUCUCUUCGAGAUUACGAUUAUGAAAUUCCAUAAUUUUUUGAAAUGCCAGAAAUUCGAGAUGGGUAUAUUUUUAUAAUUUAAUUUAGUAUUCAAAAUAUCAGAUCUAAAUCCUAUUAAUUGGAAUAGUAUGAACUUAUCUAAAAUCAAGUUGUAAAGAUUUAUAGAAAUAAAAAUAAUUAACUUAAUUUCAAAGUAUUUCUUACUCUACCUGGAAAUUGUAAUAUUCUUUUUAUUUAUUUAUUUAGGCUUAACAAAAUGUAUAUCAUAAUUAUUUAAUACUUAAUAUGAUUGGAAUAUGCAUAAUCUAAAAGAAUACACUUAAAUUAAGGAAUUCAAAUCUGAUAAAUCCCAAAUGAUAACUGAAAUAAGAUUAAUCAAAAAUUGGUUUUAAUUCAAAAGAGAAUUCACUUAUUUAAGACAUUUAGUUGAAUUAAAAAAGAAAGAAAAUAUUUAGAUUGUUAUUGAAAAAAAAGCAGAUCAUAAGAUACACUAGGGUACUGUUUCAGGACUAUUAAAAUUUGCUGUUUGGGGUCUCUUCUUAGAAAAUAAUCAAACUAAUAUUGUAUUAUUUACUGAAUAGAGUUAUAAUGGUUUAUCUUUUAUUGAAGAAGAUUCAAUUCUCUCAUAACAAUAUUUUUUGUAACUUGAAAAUAUUAUAAAACCACAAAAAAUAGAUUUUGAUAAAUAAUUAAUGUAAGGUUAAAGUUAAGGUAUUAAUCCAAAUAACAGUCCUCAAAAUGAAUUCUCAACUUAAAAGUCUAAAGUAAAAAUUAUAAAAGAAGCAUAGACUGGUGAUAUUCCUAAAUAAAUAAUUCAAAAUCAAAAUAUUCAAUAACCUAUCAUUGUAUAAUCCCCACAAUAGGGUCCAAAUUAAUAAAUAUAAGCAUAUUCACCAGCAUAAAUGGCACUUUCUUCUAAAGAUAAAAGUAUUCCAUAAAUUGGAAAUUUGAAAGAGGACGAUUAAUAAAUUUAGUUAUUGUAAGUAAAUAUGAAAAAAUCAGCUAAAUCUUCUGAGUCGAAUUAUGUUUAAGGAAAAGUAGAUUAAAAUAAUCUUUCUUAAGGUACUUUCGAAUAAUUGAAACUAAAGAAAACAUCUAGUUCUUAAGAAUCUUCUCAAGUUGUUGCAAAUAACAUUUCAUAAAAUAUUUUAUUUCAGUAACCAAAAAUAGAAGAUGAUUGUGAAAAUGAUGAAAUCUUACCUGAAAAUGAAGGAUCUGAUGGAAACAUUACAUAAUAUUAUGAUUGUGAAGAUGAUAUAGAUGCAAUGAAUGAUAAAUUAUUUAUUGGAUAAUAAGAUCAAUAAUCUAAUAAUGCUGAUUAAAGUGUGAUGGAUGUUAGAAAUUCAAUAACUUAAAGACAGCCUAAGAAUAAAAAUAAUUAAAUUUAAAGUUAAAGUGACACUAUUGAAAAUAUUGAGGAUUGGGUUGAAAAGAAAAUGUAGGCAUAUUUUAGUGGAAAAUUCUGUUAAAUUGCUAUUGAUAUUAAACAUAUUUUGAAUCCAUUAGAAUUAGAUAUUAAUGUACAUUUAUAUACAAUUAAAAUAAGAACAGAAAGUAUAUGAGAGAAUAAGAAGGAGGACAUUAUAUAUUUAGAAAAGAUUUUAUGAGAGAUGAAAAGAAUGGUGGAUUGAAAUGUAUUAAUGAGAUAAAAGUAAAUGCAUAAAAGAGUGUAGUCAAAUUUUUAUUAGCUAGAAUAGGUAAGAAGUGAUAUUAAUUAAAGGAACUUCACUCUUAAUGGGAAGAUCUCUUACUAGUAUAUCAAUGCCAGUAACUAUAUUUGAAUCCAGAUCUAAUACAGAGAGAGCUUGUAGUUCAUUGGCAUUUGCUCCAAUAUUUUUAGAUGACGCUGCUAAUUCGAAAGAUAAAUUCUAUAGAAUUAAAUAGUGUGCAGCAUUUUCUUUUGGAUUUAUAUUUUCAUAUUUAUCUAUGGAAAAAGUAAGAUCUAUUUUUAAUAAUUUAAAAGCCCUUCAAUCCUAUUUUAGGUGAAACAUUUUAAGGUUAUUUCGAUAAUUGUCCCAUAUAUUGUGAAUAAAUAAGUCAUCAUCCUCCAAUAUGCAUCAUAUAAUAUUAUGGUCGAAAAUAUAAGUAUAAAAAAGCAAAAUAUUAAUAGAAUUGAUGCUCGUCUUGAAUUGGUUGCAAAUUUCCAUUCAAAUUCUGUGGUUGGGAGAAAUGUUGGUGAAGUAAAAGUGAUAUUUGAAAAUCCUCCUUAAGAAAUUAUUAUUCUAUUAGCACCUGGUUGUAUUUAUGGUACAACAUUUGGUGAUAAAUCAAUGGAUUUUUUAGAAAAAUAAUUUCUAUUUGAUUUAAAUAAUAGAUGGGUGAUGGAAUGUGCAUUCAAACCUGACAAAAAAUAUUGCUAAUAUUUUAAUAUUGAACAUCUUUCUUACUCAGAUUAUGUAGCUGGAGGUGUUUGUGAGGUUACAGAUGCAGCCAUUGGAAGAUAUUUAAGGGAAGGUUAUAGAAAAUAUAAGGGUUUAGAUUUCAAAACAGAGGUUAAAUAAGUUAAAAGUAUAAUUAAGGGAGUUUGGAAUUAAGAACUAAAAGUAAUAAUCAUUUUUUAUCUAAGUUUGAUAAUCAAAAAUUGAUAUCGAUAAUGACUGACUUCCCAAUCAAAUUAGAAUUAGCAUAAUAUCCAUUACCAUCAGAUGCCAAUUUUAGAAUGGAUGUUCUAAUGUGGAAAUUGAGAGAUUUUGAUUAAGCAUAAUAAUGGAAAGAAAAACUAGAAAUAUUUCAAAGGCAAGAUAGAAAAUUGAGAGAAGCAAUUGGACCAAAAAAAAAGAAGAAAUGA